ACACACGCACAGGCACACACACUCCAGAUUUCACAGCACACAGAGACAGACUAAGACACGUCUGACAUUCCCGAGGAUCCUCUCUGACAUACACAGCUCUACUCCAGAACCAUGCCGUGUGAGAACGUCCUGUCCUUCCUGAAGAGCCUGUCUCGGCGGAAGCCUCUGGAACCCGACGGCGAGGAGUCCAACUUCUGCCGAUGCCUGACGACCCUCGACCUGGUGGCGCUGGGCGUGGGCAGCACGCUGGGCGCGGGGGUCUACGUCCUGUCGGGUGAAGUGGCCCGAACCGUGGCCGGCCCCAGCAUCAUCAUCUCCUUCUUCAUCGCCGCCUUGGCCUCGGUCUUCGCGGGGCUGUGCUACGCCGAGUUCGGGGCCCGAGUCCCAAAGACGGGGUCUGCGUACCUCUACAGCUACGUCACCGUCGGGGAGGUGUGGGCCUUCAUCACCGGCUGGAAUCUACUGCUGUCGUACGUGAUUGGCACGUCCAGCGUGGCCAGGGCCUGGAGCGGAACAUUUGAUGACCUCAUCGGGAACAAGAUCGCCACUGCCUUGCGGGAACAUCUGGCCAUGGACCUGCCCGGCCUCGCCCCCUACCCAGACUUCUUUGCAGCAGGGCUGAUCAUGCUCCUGGCCGGCAUUCUGGCGUUCGGAGUUCGGGAGUCUGCCAUAGUCAACAAGAUUUUUACUGCCGUCAACAUCCUGGUCUUGAUCUUCGUCAUCAUCAGUGGCUUCAUCAAGGGAGACCUGGAGAACUGGAGUCUCACGCCGGAGUUCAUCUUCAACCAGACAGGGAACUUCAGCGACCCGACGGAGCCGGACCCCAUCUACGGCACCGGGGGCUUCUUCCCGUUCGGGUUUGAGGGAACAAUCGCUGGAGCAGCUACCUGCUUCUACGCCUUCGUCGGCUUUGACUGCAUCGCCACCACAAGCGAGGAGGUGAAGGAUCCCCAGAAGUCCAUCCCGGUGGGCAUCGUGGCGUCUCUGCUCAUCUGUUUCCUGGCGUACUUCGGCGUGUCUGCGGCGCUGACGCUCAUGAUGCCGUACUUCCUGCUGAGCAUUCAGAGCCCGCUGCCGGUGGCGUUCACCUACGUGGGCUGGAAUCCCGCCAAGUAUGUGGUGGCCGUGGGCUCGCUCUGCGCCCUCUCCACCAGCCUUCUGGGUUCUAUGUUCCCCAUGCCGCGGGUUCUGUUUGCCAUGGCUCGAGACGGACUCCUCUUCAAGCCUCUGAGCAACAUGAGCGCCCGGCAGAGUCCCGUCAUCGCUACCCUCUCCUCAGGAGCUGUCGCUGCUGUCAUGGCCCUGCUCUUUGACCUGAAGGCGCUGGUGGACAUGAUGUCCAUUGGAACUCUCUUUGCCUACACUCUGGUGGCCGUCUGCAUUCUCAUCCUGCGAUACCAGCCUGCUGCCUGUGAUGAGACGGGUGAAAAACAGACCCCUGUAUGGAGCAUCCUGAAGCCACCAUCCUCGCCCAACCCAAAGACCUCACAAUUCGUCUCAUUGCUUACCAUCUUUAUGAUCAUGCUGGCCAUCAUCCUGUGUGUGAUCCUGAGCAGGGGAAUGGACUCCAUUGGUCAGUGGUGGAUGAUCCUGCUGCUGGCGGUGGCGGGCGUGCUCCUGCUGCUGUCCCUGGCUGCAGUGUGGCGGCAGCCCCAGAGCUGUUCUAAGGCCGCCUUCAUGGUGCCUCUGGUCCCUCUGCUGCCCGUGCUGAGUCUGUGUGUCAACAUCUACCUCAUGGUGCAGCUGGACGGCCAGACCUGGAUCCGUUACUCCAUCUGGAUGGCAGUCGGUCUCCUGAUCUACUUCUCUUACGGAGUCCGCUUCAGUGUGCAGAAGCAGCGCAUGGAGUCCUCCGGGAGCCCUGUGGAGAUUUCCACCAUCGACCAGAAGCAUGAACCGGACAGUGCCCUGCGACAAACCAAACUAUAAGCCCGACACCUGUAGAGGUUCUGGAACUAUAAGCCCAACACCUGUAGAGGUUCUGGAACUACAAGGACAAUUCCUCUCUCUCUUGGACGAGGACCAAUUCCGAUUUCUUUCGGAUGAGGACCAAUUUCUUUCUAAUGUUUAGUUGCAGAAAAAAAUAUUUCUGUUGAGAAUAAAUAGUGUUACUUUUACCCUUACCUUCCCCUAAAAAGCAAAUCCCAAGUGAAUUGUUGAUUUAAAUGAAGACUUAAAUGAAACAUACUGCAGUUCACUAACAGUGGAUUGAUGCAUAAUUACAGUAUGUUAAACAUUUACAUGGCCAGUAUUCAUGUUUAUCUUGUUUUGGGAGAGUGUGUGUGUUUGUGUAUGUGUAUUUUCUAAACUUGUAUUUUAAAAGGCUUUUGUGGAAAGAAUGAUAUUGGAGCUCAUAAAUAUGUCUUUAUGGUAAUGUUUCGAUUAAGGUAGCAUUAAUGAUAAGAAAUAAUAAUAAAAAAUAUUCAUACAUAAUUAA
Clupea harengus (Atlantic herring) is the source of this 2437-nucleotide messenger RNA. RefSeq names its product cationic amino acid transporter 2 family protein. Gene Ontology annotation, cellular component: plasma membrane. The record is from RefSeq and is a predicted model, not a curated record. Gene Ontology annotation, molecular function: L-ornithine transmembrane transporter activity; L-lysine transmembrane transporter activity; L-arginine transmembrane transporter activity. Lineage: Eukaryota; Metazoa; Chordata; Actinopteri; Clupeiformes; Clupeidae. Gene Ontology annotation, biological process: L-arginine import across plasma membrane; L-ornithine transmembrane transport.